AAUUGCGCCCUAUGUUGUUGAACACUCGCUGGCCUGGUAGUGAGUGUCUCGAUCCACGGCCAAAGGCGCUAAAAAGAACAUUGCUUGAGAUAGGCAUGAGAGCAGUAUCAUGCACCGAAGCCACACCUGUCCGGAUCGAAGACUUGGCCAAUGGAAACGGAGGUGCACCUGGCAGUCAAGUCGGUCUUGGGACGGAUGUUGCAACCCCGGCCGGCUGUUGUUCCCGCCCCGCAAAGAAGUUGAGAAGGAGCGAGAUGGCCGGUGGGUGGCUCGUGAUGGCGAGUUUGUAG
Podospora pseudopauciseta is the source of this 290-nucleotide messenger RNA. RefSeq lists its product as uncharacterized. The coding region runs from base 12 to 290 and encodes 92 amino acids. NCBI's taxonomy places the organism in Eukaryota, Fungi, Ascomycota, Sordariomycetes, Sordariales, Podosporaceae. The transcript has 3 exons. The record is from RefSeq and is a predicted model, not a curated record.